CGGCAUAACCCGGAAGUGCUUCUCCGUUCGGUGGUGGAGGAGGGAGCCCGCCGAGAGCUGGGCGGUGGAGGUGGCUUAUUUCUGCGCCGUCUUCAGGAUGCAGCGGUUGCUCUUUCCGCCCCUGAAAGCCUUCGUGGGGAGCCCGUGUCUCCGGCUCCUGGUUCCUAGGGCGGCGCCUAGAGCACAGUGUGGUUGCAGCUGUGGGAUCAGGCGCCCCUUGAGGCCAGGGCAGUACAGCACCAUCUCUGAAGUAGCUUUGCAGUCUGGAAGGGGUACAGUGCCCCUUCCCUCAAAAGCUGCUGAGCGGGUGGUGGGCCGAUGGCUCCUGGUCUGCAGUGGAACAGUGGCUGGAGCAGUUAUUCUUGGUGGAGUGACUAGGUUGACAGAGUCUGGCCUCUCAAUGGUAGACUGGCAUUUAAUAAAGGAGAUGAAGCCACCUACAAGUCAAGAGGAAUGGGAAACAGAAUUCCAAAAAUAUCAACAAUUUCCGGAAUUUAAAAUCUUAAAUCAUGAUAUGACAUUAGCUGAAUUCAAGUUCAUCUGGUACAUGGAGUACUCACACCGAAUGUGGGGUCGCCUCGUGGGUCUCGCAUAUAUCCUGCCUGCUGUCUACUUUUGGAGAAAGGGCUGGCUCAGUCGUGGCAUGAAAGGACGUGUUCUUGCCCUUUGUGGGUUAGUCUGCUUCCAGGGUCUGUUGGGAUGGUAUAUGGUGAAAAGUGGAUUAGAAGAAAAACCAGACUCCCAUGACAUCCCCCGGGUCAGUCAGUACCGCCUCGCCGCCCACCUGGGGUCAGCCCUUGUUCUCUAUUGUGCCAGCUUGUGGACUGCACUCUCACUGCUGCUCUCUCAGCACAAGUUGCCUGAAACUCGUCAGCUCCUGUGGUUGAGACGAUGCGCUCAUGGAACAGCAGGCUUGGUGUUUCUUACUGCUCUCUCAGGGGCUUUUGUGGCAGGGCUGGAUGCUGGACUUGUUUACAACUCUUUCCCGAAGAUGGGAGAAUCUUGGAUCCCAGAGGAUCUUUUUACCUUCUCCCCCAUCCUGAGGAAUGUUUUUGAGAAUCCCACCAUGGUGCAGUUUGAUCACCGGAUUCUGGGAAUCACUUCAGUUACAGCCGUGACAGCACUCUACUUCUUCUCCCGGAGAAUUCCCCUUCCUCGAAGGACCAGGGUGGCAGCAGCCACUCUGCUAGCUUUGGCAUAUACACAGGUGGGCUUAGGCAUUAGCACUUUGCUGAUGUACGUUCCGACUCCUUUGGCUGCCACUCACCAGUCGGGCUCCCUGGCUCUGCUCAGUGUUGCCCUUUGGCUCAUGAAUGAACUCCGAAGAGUCCCAAAAUAAUUCUCAGAAGAUCAGCUUCCUAGGACCCAAAGUGCUCAUCAGAGAGCACAAGAACUUGAAGUUUUCUAAAAGGAUGACUUUGGCAUACCAAGGGGUUUCCAAAUUGGUCAAGUUAUUUAAAAUUCUUUGUUUUUGACAAAGUCACUGGAUCAAGAGUGUCAUUAAGUAUGUUUAAAGAGUCCUUUUCUAAAUAUUUAUAAAUUUAGUUUUCUUUUUGAAAAUCAUGUUUAAUGUAGAGAAAGAAACGUCUGCUUUUGUUGCUUAAUAGGCUGUCUCAGAUUUUUUUUUUUAAUAUUUAUGUAUUUAUUCAUGAGAGACAUGCAGAGAGAGAGAGAGGCAGAGACAUAGGCAGAGGGAGAAGCAGGCUCCCUCACAGAGGGCCCGAUGCAGGGCUCGAUCCCAGAUCCCAGGAUCACGACCUGAGCCGAAGGCAGGUGCCUAACCACUGAGCAACCCAGGUGUCCCUGUCUCAGAUUUCUUAAUGUUGGCAAGCUCUUGAUACUCUACAUUCAUGAUCUCUUGUCUCCUUGACCUCCUGAGUCCUGAAUUAUGCCUAAGUAGAAAUUCUUUAUGAUCUCAACUCCACUUCCAUCAGGUGAAGAUUCAAAGGGAAGGACUAGCACACCCUGAGGUAGCCAGAGAGCUUUCAGUGAAAAAUAGUGUCUUCUGGUAUCAAUUUUCAAAAUGAGGAAAGGGUAGAGUUUGACAAGCUUAAUGUGUAUAUGUAGCACAAUGUCUUAUAAGUACUUAGAAAAGGAGAUAAUCACUGGUAACCCACUUGGAUUCAUCAGGCACUGACCUAGUUCUUCUUUUGAUAGUGCUGUUACAUCACUAGGUCAGAUGAAUGGAAGGGAAUCAGUUCCUGAAAGGGUUUCCUAAAAGCCUCCCGGAUAAUUAAAGUAUGGCCUUGAUGGUAUAUGUAGUGCAUGGACAUCUAUUCAGAUACAUUAAAAAAAAAUUUGUUUAAUGAAUUGUUGUAAUUUUGGUCUCUGUGGAUAUUUCACAAGGCUCUUAUUCAACUUAAUUUUUUAAAUUGGUGAUUUGGAUGAAGGCAUCACAAAGAUCAGAUUUGAGGAUAGAACAACCCAACAUUGCUAAUAUAAUAUAGAUGAUAGUCACAACUCAAUGGUUCCAGAGUGGCACCAUCAAGAUGAAAUUAAACAUAUUUUAAAUAUAACAUCCUUGGGCAGCCCGGGUGGCUCAGCGGUUUAGCGCCGCCUUCAUCCCAGGCCCUGAUCCUGGAGUCCCGGGAUUGGGUCCCGCAUUGGGCUUCCUGCAUGGAGCCUGCUUCUCCCUCUGCCUGUGUCUCUGCCUCUCCCUCUCUCUCUGUCUCUCAUGAAUAAAUAAAAUCUUAAAAAAAUAUAUAUAACAUCCUCCUUUUAAUUAAAUAGGUUGUACAAAUUUGAGGUGGAGAAAGCUGGCAUCAUUACCAUUUCAUAUUAAAAAAGACAGGGAUUUCAGUUGGCCACAGGCUCAACACACCAACAAUGUGAUGACACUGAUAAAAAAAAUUAGUGGUGUUUCAGAUUUCAUCAAUAGAAGUGUCACAGCCACACUCAGAAUACUUCAGUCCAAGUGCUGUUUCACCAUGGGUACCACAUUUAAGGAGGAUAUUGAGCACUAAGUACAUAUCCAGAGGAAGGGAUAUCAGGAUGGGGAGGAGUCCUCACCCCACACCCCACAGGGAGUACUUGAAGGAACUAGGGGUAUUUAGCUGGAGAACAUUUGGAGAGAGCAAGAUUGCUGCCCUUCAGAAGUUGAAGCCCUCUCAUGCAGAAGGAAUGAGUUUAUGCUGCAGAGUUGGGAGCAAUGGGUAAAAAGAAAUGCAGAAAGCUAGUAUUUAGUUUUGUAGAAGGCAAGAGUUGGAGCAAAACAAAUGCCUACUAGAGAAUGGCUGGUGAAGACAGUGGCAAAAUGGAGAGCAGGGACCCCAGCUAAGGGCUUACACCAUUGCUGAGCUCUGGCCUGUUGCUCAGAUUGGAUUUAUGUAGAUCCAGAGUUGUCAGAUUGGAUUUAUUAAAGAAACAAAACAUCUAGAUUUUUAUGUGAAAGCUCUCAAAGGUUGGCAGAUUUCAGGUUUUUUAGAACAUGAUGCAGGCUGAACACAUAUGGAAGCCAUAAAUGGCCUAAGGUUUGCCCAUUUACAAUCUGAGUUAGAUGAUCUUGUUCCUUUUCAACUCCAAUAUUCUGUGAGUUUCAUUGUGACCUACAGUUACUUUGCUCAAGUGGUUCUUAGCAAAACAAAAGAAAUAGUUUGUCUUUGAUUUAAAAAAAAAAAAAAAAUCCCGGACCCUGGGGCUUAUGCUAUUGUUAUUAAUAGUUUCUAACUUUUUUCAUCUUCGAAUUUUAAAAAAUCUUAAGCCCCAAGGUUCACCCAAGACCAAUUAAAUCAUGAUCUCUGGAAGCAGUAGUGGUAAUAUUUUAAGUACCCUAUAUCAUUUCAGUGUGCAGACAAUUGGGCACCACUGGCCUAGGACCUGACAGCCUAGUCACCUUAGAAAGUUUUGACCAGCUUAUUCCCAUCCCCUGUGAAUUUCUAGCCAACCCCAUCUCAUUUAAUCUGAACUUAUGUGUUCACGGUAAUCACCUCUUCUAGAUAGAAUUCUUUAAAGAAAGUAAACUGGUCACUGGAGUAGGUUCCUAUCCAUCAUCUCAUGAUCCCUAAACUGAGGUGGUCUUGGUUAAUAAUUGAGCCAGCAGAGGGCAGUCUGACCCAACCCAAAAGCCAUUAUGCUUGUGCCUUACAGUUCCCUCCAACAAAGUAGCAAAGAAUAAGUUCAAGUUCCAGAUGUUUUACUUCAUUUUUCUUUUAUUACAGAUGAAUACAAGUUUGGAAAAACAGAUUCUGGUUGCAUUUAGCUAUGUAAAACCCUUGUGCCUCCCUAUGAGUUCUUGGUGAAUGGAGAUUUAUCUGAAUUAUUUUUAUGUUUGCAUUAUUCCCAGCUUCAGACAUAUACCAAAUAUUGCAUGAAUGAAUGGAAAAUUGACAAUUACAGACAAGUCCCAGACACUUCCUUCAAAAUAAGUCCUCAUACCUAGAAAAUCAAGUGAAUUUCCCUUAAUAUUUUUAAAAGCCUGUCCAUAAUUCUGUCAGUUGUUUUUGGAUCAAAGGAAAUUAAAACACCUGGCUUUGUUAUCAAUCCA
Molecule: messenger RNA, 4483 nt
Organism: Canis lupus familiaris (dog)
Lineage: Eukaryota; Metazoa; Chordata; Mammalia; Carnivora; Canidae
Gene: COX15
Product: cytochrome c oxidase assembly homolog COX15
Exons: 9
Coding region: 98-1339 (413 amino acids)
Biological process (GO): heme A biosynthetic process
Cellular component (GO): mitochondrial inner membrane
Molecular function (GO): oxidoreductase activity, acting on NAD(P)H, heme protein as acceptor
Source: RefSeq, a predicted model, not a curated record